UGACAGAAAGAAAACGUUUUUACUUCAAUGACUGACGUUAAGUAAUAUUUUUGAAGUAUAUUUCCGAAUACCCUUAUGAUUUUAUAAUUUAUUUACCUAAGUACGCAUUUCAUAUUGAUAUAUUGCUCGUCUCUUUUGGUACGAAGAAGGUUAUCAUUAUUUUAUUAAGUAUAUGAUAUAAUAAUUUAUCAUGGGUAUAAUACAGUCUAUUGUGUGUUCUUUAUCAUUUUUUCUCGAAAGAGCAUUGACAUGGACAUUUUGUGCGUUCAUAUUGGUGUUUAUAAUGUUUACCGUCAUCCUUAUGUUGUUAUACGGCAUCGCUGUGGGAUACCAUUACGCACAGAAAGAAUAUGCUCCAUUUAACUUGAGAGCGAGGAAAACGACGACUCCCUCCUUACGGGAGAAUGUUGAAGCGAAAUAUGAUGCAAACAGAGAAGAGGAGACAGGAGAGGAUAACCAGCCACUCGUGCGUUUGGUGGGCGUCGACAAUUUUGAAGAAGAACAAGCGCUGAGCCAGCAAAGUCCUGAGCCAGAUACUUCAACGCCAUUUGUUAUAUUUGACAUAGAACGGCCAACAGUGCCCGAUCUGUCGCCUCAAGCAAGAGAAUUGGCGCAUCGCCUCAUCAACCGCUUCCGACGGUCUCGGAACAACAUGGCGACAGCGGAGCCCUUCCUCCGACCACUGCGAGCUCUCAACGUCAACGGAAACUCCACUGACGUCACCGGCGCUUCUAUCAGUCUGCUCACCUGAUUCUACUGACUUCAGCGAGAUUGUUAUUUAGAUAGUAAAUGUUUUAUAUUUAUCAUUUUAAAAGUACUCUAGUUUCUCAUCACUUACUAUGAGCUCGGUGUUUCUUACAAGCUUUUAUUUAACUUGCAAUGUAUGUGCGUCGCUAUGUCCCUAUGUCUCGGGUGGAAUCUUGCAACUCAAGUUUGAAGCAGAUAUCUAUCUUCAACCGAUCGAGCUGAAAUAUUGUAUACACGUUUAAUUUGGAUGACUAUGCAUUAUUAUGAUAAAUAAGGUGUACCCAGCAACGGCUCCGAACGUGGGAACUCUUCAAAGGUGCAAUUCAAUAAGAUCUCUCUGACAACAAUAAAAGCUUGUGUCAAAAAUGACCAUUUUUGUAAAAAACUUAUUUCCGAUUAAUUCAUUCAACUUUCUCGCCAGCGCCAUCUAAAUUUCAACGAUGUAAUUGCUCGAAUCGACAAAUAUGGACCUUCAGCUCAUUUUGACUUGGUCGUUAUUGCUAACACUGGUCGUGGUCAGAAUAAAAAUUGAAGUUGCCCUAAAACCAAAUGCAUUCAGAUUUGCUCCAUGUUUUCAAGAUAUGAAACUAAAAAAUGCUUGAUUUUUUAAAAAUAUUUCUUUAUAGACGUCGUCUUCAGAUGACCACGGGCGAUCUGCGAAAAAAGCGUAAA
This is a messenger RNA of Plodia interpunctella (Indianmeal moth), 1419 nucleotides long. RefSeq lists its product as uncharacterized. The transcript has 5 exons. Bases 191 to 751 code for a protein of 186 amino acids. Lineage: Eukaryota; Metazoa; Arthropoda; Insecta; Lepidoptera; Pyralidae. The record is from RefSeq and is a predicted model, not a curated record.